Molecule: messenger RNA, 2415 nt
Organism: Thlaspi arvense
Lineage: Eukaryota; Viridiplantae; Streptophyta; Magnoliopsida; Brassicales; Brassicaceae
Source: the annotation of a GenBank genome assembly
AUGGUGGCUGCUGCAACAAGCACCAUGACCGCUACUUGGCGGUUGCUCUUGAUCUGUGUCGCUUACUUCUUCACUGUUUUCUCAAUGGUUUCCUCAGUCACUGACCCUCGUGAUGCGGCGGCUCUUCGUUCUUUGAUGGAUCAAUGGGACAAUACGCCGCCUAGCUGGGGAGGCUCUGAUGAUCCUUGUGGAACUCCUUGGGAAGGUGUCUCCUGCAACAGCUCCAGAAUCACUGCUCUGGGCUUGUCAACAAUGGGUCUCAAAGGAAGGCUUAGUGGGGACAUUGGAGAACUAGCUGAACUAAGAUCCUUGGAUCUUUCGUUUAAUCCAGGGCUCACAGGUUCACUUACUUCCCGCUUAGGAGACCUGCAAAAGCUCAACAUUCUUAUACUUGCUGGCUGUGGCUUCACUGGUAGCAUCCCAGAUGAGAUUGGUUAUCUCAAGGAUCUAUCUUUCUUGGCCUUGAACUCGAAUAACUUCACGGGUAAAAUUCCUGCCUCUCUUGGAAACCUCACCAAAGUCUAUUGGCUGGAUCUUGCGGAUAAUCAGUUGACUGGACCCAUUCCAAUUUCAUCAGGCUCGAGUCCUGGUCUUGAUCUUCUUCUGAAAGCCAAACACUUUCACUUCAACAAGAAUCAGCUCUCAGGCACCAUUUCACCAAAACUUUUCAGCUCUGAGAUGAUACUGAUCCAUGUAUUAUUCGAUGGAAAUCAAUUCACAGGGAGCAUACCUUCCACUUUGGGACUCGUUCAGACACUAGAGGUUCUUCGCCUUGACAGAAACACUCUGACCGGAAAAGUUCCAGAGAAUCUCAGUAAUCUCACAAACAUCAUUGAACUGAACUUAGCCCACAACAAGCUUGUAGGAUCGUUACCAGAUUUAUCAGACAUGAAAUCGCUCAACUAUGUAGACCUCAGCAAUAACUCAUUUGAUCCAUCAGAGUCUCCUCUCUGGUUCUCAACCUUACCUUCACUGACCACAUUGGUUAUGGAAUAUGGAGCUCUUCAAGGACCACUGCCUAAUAAGCUCUUUGGGUAUCCACAACUUCAACAAGUGAAACUGAGAAAGAAUGCAUUCAACGGAACACUAAGCUUGGGAGACACAGUAGGUCCAGAACUCCAACUCGUUGAUCUGCAAGAUAAUGACAUUUCCUCUGUAACACUCAGCUCUGGAUAUACCAAUACAUUAAUACUCGUAGGAAACCCUGUGUGCACAACAGCUCUCUCGAACACAAACUACUGCCAGAUUCAGCAGCAACAAGCCAAACGAAUAUACUCGACCAGUCUUGCAAACUGUGGAGGAAAAUCUUGUCCACUAGACCAAAAGUUGAGCCCUCAGAGCUGUGAAUGCGCCUACCCUUAUGAAGGCACACUCUACUUCCGAGGGCCAAUGUUCAGAGACCUGUCCAACGUGAACACAUACCAUUCACUGGAGAUGAGCUUGUGGGUGAAGCUAGGUCUCACUCCAGGCUCCGUCUCUCUACAAAACCCUUUCUUCAACAACGAUGAUUAUCUCCAGAUACAGCUGGAGCUUUUCCCAUCUACGGGAAAGUAUUUUAACAGAAGUGAUGUACAAAGAAUUGGAUUUGACUUGAGUAACCAAACAUACAAACCUCCUCCCUUGUUCGGACCUUACUAUUUCAUCGCAUCUCCCUACACUUUCCCAGCGCAAGGUAACGGACACUCAUUAAGCUCUCGGAUGGUCAUUGGGAUAAUAACUGGUUGCAGCGCUUUGGUCCUGUGCCUUGUUGCGCUAGGAAUAUACGCGUUUUGGCAGAAGAGACGUGCAGAGCAAGCUAUUGGUUUUAGUAGACCCUUUGGGCGAUCUGGUAUUGCGCUCGACUGGAAGAGGAGGCUGCGAGUGGCUCUAGGGUCGGCAAGAGGACUGGCGUACCUCCACGAGCUAGCGGAUCCUCCGAUCAUCCACAGGGACGUGAAAUCAACGAACAUUCUCUUGGAUGAGAAUCUCAUGGCCAAAGUUGCUGACUUUGGCUUGUCCAAGCUGGUUUCGGACUGCACCAAAGGCCAUGUUUCAACCCAAGUCAAAGGCACAUUGAGCGACGAGGAAUUCUACGGGCUGAGAGAUAAGAUGGAUCGGUCGCUGAGAGACGCCGGACCUCUGCCGGAGCUCGGCCGGUAUUUGGAAUUAGCCCUGAAAUGCGUUGACGAGACGGCGGCUGAGAGGCCUACGAUGAGCGAAGCGGUGAAGGAGAUCGAGAUUAUCAUCCAAAACAGUGGAGCGAGCACUAGCUCUUCCGCGUCUGCCUCGUCUUCCGCCACAGAUUUUGGAGCCGUGAAAGGCGGAGAUAAGCUUUUGUACGGAGAACAUUUGAGGAAGAAAGAAGCACGAGACGGUGACGGAGCGUUUGAUUAUAGCGGUGGCUUCUCUGUUCCGACGAGAAUUGAGCCCAAGUAA